This is a messenger RNA of Oryzias latipes (Japanese medaka), 3905 nucleotides long. It is a transcript of the gene card11, whose product is annotated as caspase recruitment domain family, member 11. Lineage: Eukaryota; Metazoa; Chordata; Actinopteri; Beloniformes; Adrianichthyidae. Gene Ontology annotation, cellular component: cytoplasm. Gene Ontology annotation, biological process: regulation of apoptotic process. Gene Ontology annotation, molecular function: CARD domain binding. The record is from RefSeq and is a predicted model, not a curated record.
CUUCUCAGUUUCUCACUCAGACUUUAUCACAAGCAACAGGUCGGGGCACAGCUACCAUGCGCUGUCCUCUUUCUUCCACAACUUCUGUUCUUUCUUGAGAAAUGCAAACAACUUGACUUUUUAACUUUUAUUGUUGUUUCGGACAACUUCUUUAUUUUUUAAGCGAAUCCACAAAUUGCUGGAGAAGCUUAGCUACUAACCUACAAAAAAAGUUAGACGUCUCCAGCAACAGACAUCGCUGGAUCACACUUGGAUUUUAUUUUGUGCCGCAUCUGUCUCAGAGAGACUGAGAUGGAGAAUGGGACGUCUGAUGAUGUGGAUGCAAUGUGGGAUAAAGUGGAGUGCAAACGCUACGAAAUCUGUCGCACCAUCUCCCCAGCAAAGCUGACCCCCUACCUCCGCCAGUGUAAAGUCCUGGACGAGCAGGAUGAGGAUGAGAUCCUCAACUCCCUGCUUCUGGUCUCCAAAGCAAAUCGCACAAGCCGUCUACUCGACAUCCUUCGCACUAAAGCGGAGCGGGGCUACGUAGCGUUCCUGGAAAGUCUGGAGUUUUACUACCCUGACUUGUACAAGGUGGUUACAGGAAAGGAGCCCACACGACGCUUCUCCACAAUCGUAGUGGAGGAAGGCCAUGAGGGUUUGACUCAGUUUCUCAUGAAUGAAGUGAUGAAGCUGCAGCAGCAGACAAGAGUCAAGGCCCAGCAGCAGGCUGAGCUGAGCAGGAAGAACUGCACCUUGGAGGACGAGCACAAGAAACUGCGGCUGGCCAACCAGGAGCUUCAGGCCUUCCAGCAAAGGUACAAUAAGUUGCGAGAGGAGAGGAACACUUACAGUGACGAGUUGCUGAGAGUAAAAGAUGAAAACUACAAACUGGCUAUGAGGUAUGCCACACUGAGUGAGGAGAAGAACAUGGCCGUGAUGAGGAGCCGAGACCUGCAGCUGGAGAUUGACCAACUGAAACACAAGCUAAACAAGGUGGAAGAAGAGUGCAAGAUGGAGAGGAGGCAGAGUCUGAAAUUGAAGAACGACAUUGAGAAUCGGCCAAAAAGAGAGCAGAUUUUUGAGCUGGAACGAGAGAAUGAAAUGCUCAAGAUUAAACUACAGGAGCUUCAGUCCAUCAUACAGCCCGGGCCCUUGCCUGAGUCAGACAAGGCCAUUCUUGACAUUUUGGAGCACGACAGACAGGAAGCCCUGGAAGACAGACAGGAUCUGGUCAACCGCCUCUACAACCUGCACGAAGAAGUCCGACAAGCAGAGGAACUACGAGAUAAGUACUUGGAGGAGAAGGAGGAGCUUGAGCUGAAGUGCUCCACACUUCAGAAGGACUGUGAGAUGUAUCGGAACCGCAUUGACACAAUCUCUACGCAACUUGAUGAGGUGGAGAAGGAAAGGGACCAGGCAUUUCGAGCCAGAGACGAGGCCCAGCAUCACUUCUCUCAGAGUCUCAUCGACAAAGAUAAAUAUCGUAAACAGAUCAGAGAGCUGGAGGAGAAGAGCGAUGAACUCCAAAUUGAGAUCGUACGAAAAGAAGCCAGGCUGCUCACACUUGAGAGUCGGCUUCGACGGAUGUCCAAAGACAUUCCCUUGGAUCAGAGUUUACCGAGGGACUUCCCUCCAGCCAUCAUCUCCCAGAUGGACGAAUUUAAACAGCCACAGUCAGAAACGUCCAGUGACGAGUCACAUGAGGAAAAGUUAUCAUCUGAGGGGCCUCGACUCAUUCGCAGACCAAACCUUAAAGCAACAAGAGCAAAAUCUUCAGUUUGUACGCUGAAAGACCCUCAGUUCAACUCCGAAGGCUGUCAGCGUGGAGACCUACUGGGCAUUCAGAUGCCCUUGCACCACAAUGGCGGUUCACUCCCACCGUCGCCAAGCUUCCCGAUAUCUCCCACUUAUCCGGGAUCCACAGGCCCCCCCUUCUCCUCCUCCUCCUCGUCCCCUUUCCCAUCCUCCUUUCCCCUGUCGGAGCAGUCCAGGUCAAACUUGCUGCGUAACCGUAACGACAGCAUGAUGUCUAUAGUCGCAGAACCCCCAGAAAAAGCUUCUCUGUGCCGCAGAGAAAGGGAAAAGGAACACGACUUUUACCCCCGCAGUCUCUCAGAUUUUGAUAGUGACACUAUGGACAUUCAGACAGAGGAUGGCCCAAACUCUGUGAUCUCCUCUUCGUCCUCCCACCAGUCAGAGGGGCUGGACUCGUACGACCUGGAGCAGGUCAACAAUAUCUUCAGGAAGCUCUCGUUGGAGAGGCCGUUCCGCCCCUCUUUGUCCUCCUUUUCAAGAAUCAGCUCAUCUUUGAAGCCGGUGCAGGAGGUGUCAUUUCUGGGAGACAACCUGCUUAAGGACAUCACCUUGGUUGGUGGCAAUGAAAGCGGGAUCUUCAUCUCAUCCGUCCAGCCUGGAACAAAUGCUGAGAAGGCGGGGCUAAAGGAGGGAUACCACCUCCUGCUGCUGGAGGGGUGUGUUCGAGGGGAAAUCCAACGCAUUGCAUUGGAUACCAGCACACAGGAAGAAGCCCACUGGACGCUGCAGCACUGCUCUGGAUUCAUCACACUGCACUAUCGAGCCAGUUUUGAUGCAUAUCGCCGUCUCCAGAGGGAUCUAGCAGAUGGUAAAUUAGCUUCUGGCGACUCUUUCUACAUCCGAGUAAACCUCAACAUCUCCGGACAAUCCGACUGCUGCUCUUUAAGCGUGCGCUGCGAUGAAGUUGUGCACGUGCUGGAUACCAGGCACCAGGGCCUCUGCCAGUGGCUUUGUGCUCGUGUGGAGCCAUUUAGUGGCUCUGACCUGGCCGAGCGUGGCACCAUUCCCAGCAACUCAAGAGCACAGCAGCUGCUGCUGGUGAAGAUUCAAAAGUUGGUGUGUCGAAGUGGGAAAGAAGAAAUUGACAAUAGCAGAAACACUUUAGCGCCAGAAGAAACAAGCUCGUCUCUCGAUCCCAAAGCCAGUCCACGCUUGUCCAGAGCGAGCAUUUUCCUCAGUCAGAUUCUGCAGUUCGUCGGCAGGGUGGACAUCAAAUACAAACGAAUGAACAGCAAUGAACGCGUGAGGAUUGUCAACUCUGGCAGCUCAUUACUACCAAGACAAGAACUGGAGAUGCUCAGGCCUGAAGAUGCUGCUGACCUAGACAACAAACUGAGCAGAGGGUUGAACCUGAUUCCAUACAGUCCUGUCACCCUUCAGCGGACCCAACGAAGACGGCCUGUCCUGUUCGCUCCUGCCACUUUAGCCAAAACCAUUAUCCAGAAAAUUCUUAACAUGGGAGCAGCCAUGGAAUUUAACAUCUGCAAACCAGAUACCCUGUCCAAAGAGGAGUUUCAUCUGAAACAGAACGUGGAGCCUUUCAUUCACUACAAAGAAAAACAAGCGACAUUUGAAUGCAUCACGAGAGAAAACAUAGAGGCUGUUGCUGCCAAAGGGAAACACUGCCUGCUGGAGGCUGAGCUGAGCUGCGUCAAGGAUCUCCUACGGAGAGAUAUCUAUCCGAUCAUCAUUUACGUCAAGAUUAGUGAGAAAAAUAUCAAAAGGCUCAGGAAGCUGCCUGUGCGUGUGGAGUCGGAGGAGGAGUUUCUGAGGUCAUGUCGGGCUAAACAGAAAGAGCUGGAGGGCCUGCCUUGCCUCUACGCCACCCUGGAGCCCGAAUCUUGGACGGGGACGGACGACCUGAUCCGGGUCAUCAAGGACCGAAUCAUGGAGGAGCAAAGGAAGACUGUCUGGGUUGAGCAGGAUCUCCUGUAGUGGAUGUGGCCCUAAGAACUAUAAACUGUGUACACCAGUCAUCAUCUCAUAUUUAUAGUCAGCCUUAGAAAAACAUACACUCAUAGACACUGAUUUCUUUUUGAAUAAAUGCAUUGUAUAUUUUGUAAAUGUGUGUUUCAGAUAAAACAAAUAAAAAAUGUAAUAGCUUUAAA